Messenger RNA from Talaromyces stipitatus ATCC 10500, 1731 nucleotides. Its product is annotated as allantoin permease, putative. Gene Ontology annotation, biological process: transmembrane transport; nucleobase transport. Gene Ontology annotation, cellular component: plasma membrane. Bases 48 to 1697 code for a protein of 549 amino acids. Gene Ontology annotation, molecular function: nucleobase transmembrane transporter activity. NCBI's taxonomy places the organism in Eukaryota, Fungi, Ascomycota, Eurotiomycetes, Eurotiales, Trichocomaceae. The record is from RefSeq and is a predicted model, not a curated record. The transcript is spliced from 10 exons.
GGACUUGGCCGGACCUCAGUCAAUUGACAUCGCUGGGAUAAUCAAUCAUGGUGUCUCUUGUGCAGCGUGUGAAGAGGGCAAUCAAACUCCCUAUUGAGGAGGCAGAUGCGGAGAGAUCGCGGUGGAUCAAUGAAGAUCUCCUUCCUACGCCGCCAGAGCAACAAACCUGGCGCUGGUGGAAUUAUGUCACUUUUUACUGGUCUAUCUCCUUCACCAACUGGACCCUGGGAUCAUCAAUGAUCGGUGUCGGUUUGAACUGGUGGCAGGCAAUCGUAGUCAUCUUCGUUUCUCAGUUCAUCUCCUCCAUUGCCAUGGCUUUCAAUUCACGCGCAGCGAGCGUCUACCACAUCGGGUUUCCCUGCGUUGGCCGAAGUGUCUUUGGUAUGUGGGGAAGUUAUUACUUUGUGGGUGCUCGAGCGAUUUUGGCUGUCAUAUGGUAUGCAGUUCAAAUGUACUCCGGCGCCGAGUACAUGUAUAAUAUCCUUCGUGCCAUUUUCGGACAUAAUUUCACUGAUAUCCCCAAUCACCUGCCUGCAAGCGCUAGUAUCACUACUCCGCUAAUGCUGGCCUUCUUCCUCGCCUGGCUGGUCCAUCUACCAUUUUGCUAUUUCCGACCUUAUCAAUUGCGCAAGUUCUUUUGGUUCAAAACUAUUGUUUCGCUGCCGGCAAUGUUUGGCUUGUUUAUUUGGGCUAUGGCAAAUACCAAGGGUCGUCUGAGCGGGGGACUCUAUUCAGCUACUUCGACAAGUUCCAGUACAGUGGCUUGGAUGAUUCUGGCUGGAAUCAACAGUGGCAUGGGAAACACCGCGACAUUGAUUACCAACCAACCAGACUAUGCAAGAUGGUCCCGUAGUAGGGAGGCUCCCAUCUGGACCCAGUUAAUAUCCAAUCCAAUUGCGGUCACAUUAUCUGCUAGUCUUGGUAUUCUGUCAACAGCUGCCGUGAAUCUCAAAUUCGGCACGGAAGUUUGGAAUCAAUGGGAUAUGAUGAACCUCAUUCUGGAUAACUAUUGGUCAUCUAGCGUCAGAUUCGCCGUUUUCCUCUGUGCAUUUUGCUGGCUGGUCCAAAUUGUUGGGGUCAACAUCGCAGCCAACAUGAUUGCCUUUGGUGCUGACUCGUCCAUGUUAUUUCCUUCAUAUGUCAAUAUGCGCCGAGGGCAGUUUAUUAUCGAGAUACUUGCCUGGGCAGUUUGUCCGUGGAAGAUCCUUGCAUCAGCAGCAAAGUUCACGACUUUCCUUAGCGGAUAUGGCUUAUUCAUGGCUAGUGUCGUUGCAAUUAUGGUGUGUGACUACUUCUGCCUCACCAAAGGCAACGUGUUCAUACCUUCCCUUUACAAUGGGACUCGGGAGAACAAAAAUUACUAUUAUACCAAAGGCAUCAACAUACAAGCCGUGAUAGCUUACCUGAUCGGAAUUGCACUUCCUUUUCCUGGCUUCUGCGGCGAACUAGGAGCCAACGUUUCUACAGCAGCAAUGCAUAUCGUCGAUCUCGGCUGGAUUCUAUCCUUUGUCACGGCUUUUGUGGCCUAUUAUAUCAUUUGCCAGAUUUGGCCUACUUCCAAUAUGCGCUACGUGAAAGAGCAUGGUUAUGGAUUUGAGCAGACUGCAUCAGAUACGUUAAUAGACUCCCAAGAGUGGGGCGUACCGAGCGACACCAUCGUGCGAGACGAUAUAUAUAUAGAUAAGCAUAUGUCAUAGUCCUUUCGACUUAUUCAUGAGAACAUGUCUGGUA